GUGAUAUAUGGUAUAAUCCGCGAAUUUCCAUAUCUUCCGGAAACCGCGAGUCUUUGAUCUUAAAAGAUGUUUCAUCAGAGGAUAUUUCUUCUUCACAAUCGUCUGCUUUCGGUAAACUAUAUCGCUCUUUUUCUCGAGACCACAAAGCAAACCCAGACAGAGAAGAAAAUCACGAGAAGAGGAAAAGACGAAAACAAUCUUCAAAAGGGAUUGAUGCAGACAAAUACUCAUCAUUUCCUUCAUUGGUAACUUUGUAUCUAGUAAAUAUUAACCCAAUAAUUAAUAAUUAUUUUCGUUUUUCAGAUUUAUCAACAUUUGGAAACGCGUUUAUUCAUAGGUACAGCCAUGGAACGUCCGAUAUACAAAUAGUCGAUUUCAUAAAGUACCGUCUCCCAACCGUGAUAGAAAUAUUAAAUACACCCAAGUUUGAUGAUUCGGAUGAAAUAUUUAAAACACCGAAGAUCAGACGAGGCUUAUCUCGUAUUAUUGCUGGUAAAGAUAGAACUUUUGAAAAGCUCAUGGCCAUUAUAAGACCCAACCUAAGUAGAACCUUAACACAAAAUAAUGGAACUACAAAAAUGGAAGGGCGUAAAGCAGUAUCAGAAACAGUUAUAAGAUCUCACUCCAAGGAUUUCUUAGGUACUAAAUCAACAUAUUCAUUAGUACAGGGUGACGGUCCUGCUCAACAUUCAUUUCUAUCAGCAAAUCAGUUGAAAACACCACAAUCAUCGCCUAAUCUCUUUGACGGUCCCUCCGUUAGGCUAUCUGUAAAAUCCGAUUCCAUAUCUGUAAAAAAUCAACCAGUAAAACUUUUUUCUUUAAACCCAAUUAUAAUUUACCUAAUGUCUUUGUUCUCAAGUAGAAUGUUCAGUAAAUACAAAGAACUUAACUUUCUACAAAACUAUUUAAUUAUAGGCAGACCAUUGGGAAAAUGUUUUAAGAUAUUGAAAAAAAAUGAACUUUUACAAACAUCUAAAUCCCGCCAGUCAGUGAUCAAUCCUAUUCAAUCCAAAUCAACACAACUAACCAGAGCCUCUAUUGUUACAAUAAUAAAAAAAAAACCUAAAAAAAAGGGUCAAGCUUUAAACCUUGUUCCAGAUAUGAAGCAUUACUUAUCAGCUCAGCUUGGGUAUCUUUCGGGUCUACUAAAAUCUGUUAUUGAUCGUGAGCUGACAAAGGCUGGAUUACAUGGUUCGGAUAAGUCAUCUAUUUCGAGUACUUCCUCAGAAUCAAUUAAAUCCGUUGAUUCACAAUCAACAGAUUAUUUACCACCUGAUUUGUAUAGAAAGUUCGGAACAAUCAAAACAAAAGAGCCCCAAAUAUCACCAAUUACAAAGGAAGAAGAUACUCCAUCAUCUUCAUUAUCAUCAGCUUCACAGAAUCAAAUCCCUAUAAUACCUAGUCGACAAAACACUCUCAUAAAAUCGACAAGAUCAUUAUCUAUUGGUGGAACUUCAACUGGUAUGAGAAAAGUACCAUUGACGAUGGACAAUGUAAUAUUUUUCAGAAUGGCUAUGACUUCCAUUCUGAAUUCACUUCGAGCUCACAUACUUGAUUUAUCUAACUACCCAAUAGAAAAUUUAUUUACUUGCCUGGCUGAUUUGCGAGUACCUACGUUGACUCAAUUGUUGUUGGAGUUCUACACAGAAAGUGUUCCAAAUUCCACUUUGGAAACCACAAUGGAUGAUGAUGAUUCUGACGCUGGUGAUAAUAUUGUAAUAGAUCCAUACGGCAGUGUUUUGAACAUAAAAAGGAGAUCUUCUUCAGAAUCGGACUACGAUGUAAAUGAAUAUGAAUAUCUAUAUGAAGAAACGGAGGAUAAUGAUAAUUAUCAAACUUUUCAACGUUUGAUAUCAGAGCCAUUUUAUUGCAUUUUACCGCAAUAUUUCAUCAAUUCUUUACUGGAUUUCAUAGAAGAAGGGGCUGAAAAAGGAGGCAUAUUAAAUCCACUUUUUAUAAGUCGAGCAUAUUAUGAAGCAUUACGACGGUACUUCAUUCAACUUGAUUAUAUAGCAUAUCAGCGAAUACCCAUCCCACGUUGGAGAUAUUGGUUUAUUAGACAAUCGGAAACUAAAAUAAAAAAGAGAGUAUAUUUUUUGGAUUUUUUAUUGGAGUUGGCAAAUCAGUUUGUAAACAUGUUAUACAGAUGUAGCAGUUGUAGACAAUUUUAUCACUGUUUCAUAAGAUUUUUAAGCUGUAAGGUGUUUUACCGUUUACAAGGUCCAUUCGGUUAUGUUUCAUCGCAUACAAUGCAUUGCCAUAGAAGAGCAAUAAAGUUAAUAAUUGAAUCAACAAUUAUACCUCUUGGAGAGCUUCGAAUCGGAGGUCAUCUCGAAAAGGCGAUACUUUUUAAAUUUUUGGCGGAUUACUUUAUGAUUCCUUGCCACCUAUAUAGGGUGGGCAAUCUACUAACAUGGGUGGAAGUACCUCUUUAUCCGCACCAUCGUGUAGAAGAAGAUUAUUACGUAGUUGAUUUAUUCCAGGAUCCUGGGUAUUUAUUUGAAAAAGAUGUUAAACAAUUAAAAGAACUCUUCGGAUACCAAGAUCGUACUCUAUAUGACCGAGGUGAAUACAAUAUUGCUACAGAUAUUGAAAUAUGGCUUGAAGAUGCCCAAGAAAAGGAAAUGAGUUUAUAUAAGAUUACCCCGAAGGAUAGUAAAACUAAUAGUGAAAUUCUCAAACAUCGUAGAAAAAAGUUAUUAAAAUCAAAUAUUCGUAAUUACAUAAAACGGCGUCUUCAAUCUAUGUUAAAUAGCCGAAUUGAAGUUUUGGAAAAAUAUGAAAAUGAUAUAUUAAAUGCUAACAGAAAAGAUACCGACAAAAUAGAGUUUAUGGUGUCAAAAAUAUCUAAAUAUGAAUAUGUCAAAAAAGAAGAUAAAGUAAACACACAAUUAGAACGAAUUAUUAAUUCAAGAAAUGUUCAGAAAAUUAUCAAUAAUAUUUUAGUAACGUUGUUUAGCAGAGGAAAAGAUAACUAUAUCGACAUUUCUACUAUUAACAAGUUAUUUUCAAAUCAUAAAGAAUCAAAUAAAAUUGGAGAACGUUCCAGUGUUGAAAACAAUGAAUGUAAAAAAGAAAUACCCCGCCAGGAUUUAAAUCCUAUCUUAAAAUUAUCAGAAUGGAGCAUUGAUGGGGAACUGAAAAACUAUGAACCUGCUUUAGUUCCACAGACGGAAUCGGUUCCACAGACGGAAUUGGUUCCACAGACGGAAUUGAUUCCACAGACGGAAUUGGUUCAAACAACAUCGCCUCGUAAAUCUACACCACCUCAAAUGUGUAGGAAUAAAAAGAGUAGGAGAAAAAAAAGAAAAGAGAAAAAAAACAGUUUAAAAUAUAUAAGAAAAAAAAUAAGCAUGGUUACCGAACACAUCAAGCGUAAAAAAGCUCAUUUUUUUGCACAAUUUACUGGAACUCAUCGCCAAUGCCCGGUGGACCGCUGUGUAGUAAAAAAAGCGAAAUUUAACGCUUGGGGUGGAACAAGGCUUCUGAAUGAAUUAUCUUCUGAAGUUGAUUCGUACUCAUCUCAAGAAAUAUUAUUGUAUGAUUGGAAUAAAGAUCACUUAUCAUUUUCGAGGGAUGAAAAAAGGAAACGGAUAUCAAUGAAAAGGGGCACUUCUAAUGUUUUGAAAAAAAUGCCACUUAUGCAAGAAUUUUAUAGUAAACCAUUAAAAGAAACUCGUGCGUUACUACUAAUAGUAGUAAAAGAAAUCGAGAAACAUAUUAGUCCAGAAAAUAAACAAACUGAUUCGAAAUAUACUCAAACAAUAAAAGAGAGAAUUCAUUUCGCAGAUGAAAUAUAUGAUAACUUUGAAACAUAUGAAAUAUAUGAAAAAAAGCUAUCAAUAGUUGAUGAACAAGUUGAUGAACAAAUUGAUGAACAAAUUGAUGAACAAGUUGAUGAACAAGUUGAUGAACAAGUUGAAAAUUUAGAAAGUAAAACAUAUAAUGCAAACAGUACUCCCAAAAUAAAGAGUGAUGGUUUAUCAAUGAAAUUUCAACGACUAGAAAAUCGUAUGGAUGUCACCUCAUUAAAAAGAAAAUUGGUAUCAUUACUUAAAAAUAAAAAUAAAAUUCGCCAAGGAACAGAUUUCCCAGAUAAUUGUAAUGAAGAAAUAUAUGACAAAAACUUUGGCGAAAUAGAAAUCGAAACAGAAGAGCUAGAAAUAAAUCCAUUAGAUUACAUUAAGAAGUACCCAGGUGUAAUAAUAGUAAAAACAGGCAGAGAACAUCGCCUUGUUCAUAAAUCAGUGCAAACUACCGAUCCAGAUCUGAUAAAAAGGAAAGCCCCCGAUGAUAUUAUUACUAAAGAAGACCAAGAAAAAAUAAAAAAAAUUCUAGAAGAUAACAUCUCUUUAUCUUCUUACGAAAUAGAACUGAAGAAAAUAAACGAGAUUCCACCUGAUACAACAAUAUCAGAACUUUUCUUGCUUGACAUUUCAUCUGUCGGAUCCUCAAGUGAGGAAAAUAGAUUAAUUAGACUAAGCGAAUUUGCCAAACAGCAUUUAGAAAACUAUAUCGCUGAAAAUGAACCACCCAAUUAUAUUCCUCCGAAAAGAGGAUACAAAAUCAAACUACACCUGGAAGCUUAUACGGGGAAUAUUGAUGAAAUGGUUGAAUCUUCAGAUGAAGAUUCUAUAGAAUCAGCUGCAGAUCGUCAUUCCGCUUCAGAAGACCACAUUUUUUUGCCAGAUGUCCUACAGCUGACGUUAAAGAAAGAUAAACAUUCGGCCGAUAAAGUCUCAGAUCUUAGCAGUGACAAAAGUUACACAGUUAAAUCAACUGAAAGUGACUCAAAAUCAUUUAUUACUGUGAAGGGAAAACAAGUCUUGAGUGCCAUUACUAAUCCCCCAUCGGAUAACAAAACAUUGAGUGUGGAAGGUUGGUUAAAUUUAAGAAAGAAGCUACUAUAUGACAUGUUUUACACUUACGAUCCAAAGAAACAAGACUUAAGCGAAUUGCUUUACCAAAUAAAUUUUAAUUUUGAUGAAAAAAAUAUUAGUAUGUCACAAUUGUCUAUUGAAGAGGAAUUAGAACAUUAAAAUAUAACCGUACUAUAAAUUAAAUGUCAUUUUAAAAGAAAUAUGGCAAAACUGAGAAAGAAGCAAAUAAAAAAAAAUUUACCCUUGGAGGAAUAGAUUUACUUUGCAUUAAAACAAUGUGUCACAGUGUAUUAUUGAAUACUUUUGUAAUUUUUUAUUCAGAAUUUUUAUUCUUUGUUAAAUUAUAUUUAGAGCUGUAUUUAACAUUGAAACGCCCACAUACACACGCAAAGCCAUCGUCAAGAAUAUAGCUACGUAACAUCGUUUGGAAAUUCUUUCAUUUGUGAUAGUUGACUAUGAUAUCUCCCUUACCAAAUUAUGUUUCAAAGAAAGGCUUAAAACGAUCCUAAAUCUCAUUAAAGGUCAAUGUCAUUAAUCCAAGACCAUCCUUUCCUCUGGUGUCCGUCACAAUGCUUCACGAGAUGCUAUUAUAUUUAUUAGUUUACUUUCCCCUCUUCAUCCAUCAUUGGCAAUAUAUCAGCUCUUCCUCACUUCCGAUCUAUAUUAGCUUUUGAAAAUUCCAAUA
Nezara viridula (southern green stink bug) is the source of this 5565-nucleotide messenger RNA. The record is from the annotation of a GenBank genome assembly. NCBI's taxonomy places the organism in Eukaryota, Metazoa, Arthropoda, Insecta, Hemiptera, Pentatomidae.